AUGUUGACUAAUUUAUGGCUGUUGUUAUGUUUUGUUGGUACUGUAAAUGGGUUUGAGGUGAGUUUUUUUGUUUACGAGAACACAUAAGAGUACGGUAGAAUAAGGUAAGAAGUUGUGGUGUCAGGUAGAGUAGGAUUAGGCAGUGCAUCUAAAUGGUAGAUAGGGGGGGGAUGGGAAGAACAAAAAAAAGAAGGGGUAAAAAUGGUGAUAUUGAAGGAUAGGGGUAGGAUAGAGAAGAGUAAGGUAGGACACGGCAAAGCAGGGCAGCAGUGAGAUAAGAAUUGUAAAUUAGAACUGGGAAGGGUAGGUCAAGGCAAAAGAAAGUAUGGUAAAGUAGGUAGGGUAGGGUAGGGUAGGGUAAGGUAGGGUAGGGUAGGGUAGGGUAGGGUAGAGUAGGGUAGGGUAGGGUAGGGUAGGGUAGGGUAGGGUAGGGUAGGGUAAGGUAGGGUAGGGUAGGGUAGGGUAGGGUAGGGUAGGGUAGGGUAGGGUAGGGUAGGGUAGGGUAGGGUAGGGUAGGGUUAGGGACUGGGCUAAGGCGAUGUAAGCUGUAAUUUUAAAAUUUUAGGUGAUUUGGAACAUUCCAAGUAAACAAUGCACUUUCAAUCCAACUUCUUUUGGUUUGGCGGCAAAUUCGAAUAACAAAUUCUUUGGAGACAAGGUUGUUUUGUUGUAUGAAACCUUUGGGUUGUUUCCGUUUUGUAACUCUGAACAAGAAAACGAUGAGCAAAAGCCAGAGUGUGUUCCUGUAAAUGGUGGUGUGCCUCAGGCAAGUUUUUUUUUCUGGUUUGGAAUUGGAAAUUCAGUAUAAAAGAUUUGUAAUGUAUUUUGCACUGAAAAUCUUCCACUCAACUUCCAUCUCUAAAAAGUGUCAAAAACGUGUUUUUAAGCCAUUUUAUGAUAUAUUGAAAAUGAAAGUUUAGUGGAAGAUUUGUAAUGUAUUUUGCACUAAAAAUCUUCCACUCAACUUCCAUUUUAAAAAAUGUCUUAAAAUGACAUAAAAUGCCAUAAUGUUGCUUGUAAGCCAGCAAAUCCCAUAAAUUAGCCAUUUUCAGGCAGCCGACCUUUCAGCCCACUUAGAAAAGGCCGCAGCUGAUAUUGAAGCCGCUAUUCCAGAUCCAGAUUUCAAUGGUUAUGGAGUGAUCGACUAUGAAGCCUGGAGACCGUUGUAUGAAAUGAACUGGAGUUCAAGAAGAAUAUAUCAACGAUAUUCAAGAAAAUUGGUUCAGGAGAUUACUGGUAUUACUGAUCCACAUGAGCUAGACCAUUUGGCUAGGGCUGAGUUUGAUUUGGCUGCAAAGUAAGGGCAAACGACAUUUCUUUAUAGAAGAUUGGCAUGUUUUUAAUGUUUGACAAGUUGUAUUUUACCUAAAAGUAAUUUUUUAAACGUUUAAGUUUAAUUUAAAAAAGUGGAAAUUGAGUGAAAUAUUUGUAAUGUAUUUUGCACUAAAAAUCUUCCACUUAACUUCCACUUCGAAAAAGUGUCAAAAAGUCAUUUUUAGGUCAUUUUAAGACAAUUUAAAAAUGGAAGUUAUGUGGAAGAUUUUCAGUGCAAAAUACAUUACAAAUCUUCCAUCCAACUUCCACUUUCUAAAAGCCCUUGUUUUGGCAGCUUUUGGUUUUUGUAAGUAAAGUUUUUGUGACUUUCAGACAAUUUCUGGUCGAAACAAUCAAAUUGGCGAAGAAACUACGGCCCAAAGCCAAAUGGGGCUUCUGGGAGUAUCCUCUAUGCGACUAUAGAGCAGGCUACGAAAACCUACAUUGUUUGGAUUAUUACAACGAUUUUAAUGAUCAGUAAGUUUUUUUCUACUUUGUGAUUGAUUUUUUAGUUUGUAUUUCACCCAGAAAUGAGCUUUUACAAGCUUUAAACGGGUGUUACAAAAGUGGAAGUUGAGUGGAAAAAUUGUAAUGUAUAGUGCACUGAAAAUCUUCCACUCAAUUUCCAUCACUAAACAGUGUCCAAAACGUGUUUUUAGGUAAUUUUAAGACAUUUUGAAAAUGGAAGUUGAGUGGAAGAUUUUUAGUGCAAAAUACAUUACAAACCUUCCACUCAACUUCCACUUUUUAUAUCGCGUUUUUUUGGCUUUCUAAUGAAACUUAUUGACUUUUUAUAUAAUGUAAAAUAAAGUUCUGUCAUUUUCAGUUCAUUUUCUAGCCAGUUUUUUAAAUUUUGAUAUAUAUCAUACAUUAUAAAAUGGCAUUCCAGAUUAUCCUACAUAGCCGACCAUUCCGACGCCAUAUACCCCCACAUCUACUACUAUGAAGAAGAAGCUUCAGAAGGUCAACUACAUCAUGCCUACGCCAGAAUGAAGCAAACAACCGACUACAUUGCCAAGUACAAUCCUAAUGCUACAGUAAUCCCUUAUAUUAAGAUUGAGUACGCACCGGAUGAGUCCGGUAUCCCAAAAUUCUACAGUAAGCCAGCAUUAUGUGCUUCUAUUAAGUAUCCUAUGGAGCUGGGAGCGGAGGCGGUGUUGGUUUGGGGUGGCAGUUGGAAGAUGAAGGAGAGAUGCCAGGGCUUUGAGGAGUACCUGAAUAGUACUGUAAAGCCAUUUGUUGGUGAGGUUAGGAGGAAGGCUGAGAAGUAAGUCUUAGUUCUGUAAACAAAGUUUUUGCUUUUUCGUAAUUUUUUUCAUGAUCAUUUUUUGCCAAAAAUGGCUUUAAAGCCAUAAAAAGAAGGCCUUUUAGACCUCUAAACGUAGUUUUUGCUCAAUUUUAAGCUUGUAAAGAAAGUCUUUGCAGUUUUCUAGAUUUUUAAAAAACGUUUUUAUCAUUUUUAAGGUUUUAUAUCAAUUUCAAGGCUAUUUGUGACCCGUAGACAAAAUUAUGAGUUUUUAAAAAAGUGGAAUUUGUGUGGAAGAUUUGUAAUGUAAUUUGCACUGACAAUCUUCCACUCAACUUCCAUCUCUAAAAAGUGUCAAAAAGUCAUUUUUAGGCUAUUCUAAAAUUUUUUAAAACAGAAAGUUACGUGGAAGAUUUUCAGUGAAAAAUACAUUACAAAUCUUCCACUCAACUUUCACUUUUUAAAACAAUCGUUUUUUCGGUUUUUACUGGAAAUUUAGCUCAUUUAUGGACUUGUAACCUUAAAUUUUGACAUUUUUUAACUUUGUUGAAAUUAUAAUUUGACAUUUCCCAGGUGCCGAGAAUCCUAUUGUAACAAUAACGGCCGAUGUGCUACUGAUGUCAACAUUGUACCAAAUGAAUGCCAUUUGGGACACAGUAUGGUCAAUCCACAUUGCAUUUGUUACACUGGGUUUGAGGGGAAGCAGUGUGAAAACAAAAUGACACAUUUUUGA
Bursaphelenchus okinawaensis is the source of this 3293-nucleotide messenger RNA. Lineage: Eukaryota; Metazoa; Nematoda; Chromadorea; Rhabditida; Aphelenchoididae. The record is from the annotation of a GenBank genome assembly.